This is a messenger RNA of Diprion similis, 10579 nucleotides long. RefSeq names its product apolipophorins (gene apolpp). The coding region runs from base 55 to 10263 and encodes 3402 amino acids. Gene Ontology annotation, biological process: lipid transport. The record is from RefSeq and is a predicted model, not a curated record. The transcript is spliced from 26 exons. NCBI's taxonomy places the organism in Eukaryota, Metazoa, Arthropoda, Insecta, Hymenoptera, Diprionidae. Gene Ontology annotation, molecular function: lipid carrier activity.
UUGCUGUGUAGUACAACGAUACUCACUCGUGUGUUACGGUCUCUCUCUCAAGUCAUGGCCCAUCCACCGAGGUUGACCCUCGCGGGCCUGCUCCUGGGAUUUCUUCUCUUCGUCGCGCCCUCCGGAGCCAAUAAAUGCAGAAGUGGCUGCCAUGGGCUUCAAUCGAGCAAGGCGUACCAACAAGGUCACACUUACACUUAUCAAUUGGAAGGUAAAUCUGUUACCUCCGUAACCGAAGCUGAAGGAGAGGCAACUCUCAAGCUAAAUGCUCUCGUUGAAUUAUUCAUCAAGCCUGACUGUGUUCACCAGAUCAGAUUGAAGAACGUGCAAAUCAAUGGGGCUCCCGUAUCUCAAGGUGAGAUCGAGAGACACGGUGCGCAGUUCAACUAUCACAAUGGGCACAUCGAUACGGAGAUUUGCACAGAAGCCGGAGACACUCAGGCGGCCCUGAAUGUGAAACGAGCAGUGAUUUCUCUGUUCCAAGACGCUGUUAUCCAGGAUGGUGGAAGCACCACUCAUCACGAGACAGACGUGUUCGGCACUUGUCCAACUGACUUCACGUUCAGCACCAGCGGAGAGUCUCGAAUAAUCAAGAAACAUCGAAACCUCGAUGAGUGCUCGUACCGUGAGAACAUAAGGCAAGACCUGAUGUCCACAUCGUUUGAUCCCAAUUCUGGCUACAAAACUACGCCAAUUCUUGCCUCGGAACAAGAUGUGGAACAGCAGUUCACCCGCGGAGUUCUGAACAAGGCCAAGUCCGUUGAAAUCUACAAGUUGAAACCCUUCAGCAACGGGGAGGCUGGCGCCAAAACCGUCGUCGAAACGACCUUGACAUUUAAGGGAGAAAAGCGUGACAGUCCUCCAGCUCCGGUCUCCGAACCGAAGUCGCUGGUCUUCGAGGUUCCACAUCCGGUCUUAAGAUCCUCUGUUGACGCGAUCGAAAGGGCCCUCCACAACGUUCAUGAGACGAUGCCUGACGAUGUGGCUCGAUUCGCCGCUCGCCGAUUUGUGGAACUGAUCAAAGUACUCCAGAAGAGUAGCAAGGACGACAUCCUAACUGCUUACUCGCGCGUCAGAAGUGGUGCCGGGUUCGAAAAGGACGCAGCGAAACAGGUGUUCCUGGACGCUCUAUUUAGAACCGGAACUGGGGAAUCGGCGGAAGCUGCAGCCGAGCUUGUGAAAAGCAGACAGCUCAGCACACUGGAGACCACGACGUACUACACCAGUCUUGUGUUCGUCCGACAUGCCAGCCUCUCGUCUGUCACCAGGGUGACCAAUUUACUGAACACUCCUAAUCUCCCGCGUAUAGCUUACCUCGGGAUUGGUUCGGUGAUCGGAAAGUACUGCCAAGAGCACAACUGCGAAGACAAGCCCGAGAUAAACGCGGCACUUGCUGUAUUCUCAUCUAAACUCAAGAAGGCGACGACUCGUCAGCAGGAAAAUGUCGUCAUUUCCGUACUUAAGGGACUCGGAAAUGCCAGGUACCUCGACCAAGCCACCAUGUCAAAGAUCGCCGGUAUCGCCGUCGACAAGUCCGUUCACAAUCGCGUAAGAGUCGCUGCUAUCGAGGCCUUACCAGCUAAGUGCUCGAUGGAUUGGAAGAGUACUUUGUUCUCCACUUUCGCUGAUCGUUCCGAAGACAGUGAGAUCAGAAUCAAGGUUUACCUUUCCCUGGUCGCUUGUCCGUGUUCCCACGUCGCCCACACAGUCAAAGAGGUACUCGACAAGGAAACCAUCAAUCAAGUCGGAUCGUUCAUCCAAUCUCAUCUCCGCAAUCUUCGAGCAUCGACGAACCCCGAAAAAGAGAGAGCCAAACGUGAACUGGGUCUCAUCAAGCCUCGCACUAGGUUCCCUGAGGACUUCCGUAAAUUUUCUUACAACGACGAACUGUCUUACAGUAUCGAUGCUCUGGGUCUUGGUUCGGCAGCUGAAAGCAACGUUAUCUACAGUCAGAACAGCUUCUUCCCCCGUUCAGCGAGCAUAAACCUAACAACUGAGGUGUUCGGUCGGUACUUUAACUUGUUGGAGGUUGAUGGACGAUUUGAAAACGUGGAUGUCUUGCUGGAAAAAUACUUGGGUCCUAAGGGGAUUCUGCGACCUUCAAAUCUGAAGGAUGUUCUUCUCGAUGGAAGGAAAUCGUACGACAAUAUUGUGAAAAAGGUUUCGGAUCGCUUCGAAAGUAAAGUAGGACGUCGUCAUGCUCGUGACGUUAGUCAAAAUCAAAUUACCGAUUUUGGGAGAAAGCUUCGUUUGCCAGAGACUGAACUCGACGACGAUCUCGAGCUUGACUUGUCGAUCAAGUUGUUCGGCGCAGAACUUGCUUUCCUCAGUUACCAAGGAAAUGACGAAAACCGCCCAGAAUCGAUCGUUGACAUUAUCUUAAACGGUCUUGAGGACGGAGUAGACAGAGCAAAGAACUUCAAUUAUAACCUAAAGAACCAUUUACACUUUUUGGACGCUGAAUUGGUGUACCCAACUGGUCUUGGUCUUCCAUUGAACUUGGGAAUUAUGGGAACAAGUGCGGUCCAUCUGAAAACAAGUGGGAAAAUCGACAUCAUUGAAAUCAUGAAGAAUCCAAAGUCAACGUCAAUCGAAAUAUCUGUAGCACCAAGCGCUUCUGUAAGAAUUGCUGGAAGUUUGAUCAUAGAAGGUUUUGGCAUUGAGUCUGGACUCAAGGUUCUCACCACUUUACACACAUCUACGGCCAGCGAUGUUUCCAUCAAAUUAUUGGAUGGAUACGGAGUGAACGUGAACUUUGGCCUUCCAAAACAAAAGCAAGAAUUGAUUAGUAUCGAAACCGAAGUUCUCGUCAGCUCCGGGCCUAAGGGUGACAAUUACGUAUUUCCCAAGUUCAGCAAGGGUCAAGAACAUUCCGAUUGCUUCGAACAGCUUUCCGCCAUUGUAGGGCUCACCGUGUGCGGUAAAAUCACUUAUCCAUACGACGGUCUGACCACCAUUCAAAAGAAGCCUCUGUUUCCUCUAAGCGGACUAGCUUCAUUCAUACUUUACGUAGAAAACAACGACGUGAAGAGCUACCACUUCAGAGCUUACUAUGACACGAAAAACCCCAAGGCACGUUCUCUCGAAAUCUUAUUGGAAACACCAAACAGUAGAACCGAGCGCAAGAUCUCACUUCUCGUGGAGGCAGCCGUCGAACCCGAUAAGUUAUUGAGACUUACGUUUGACUCACCGUUCAAGAAGGCAGUGGUUGAGGGUAUAAUCAAGAAUACUCCUCAGGAACAAACUCUCACAGUAACUGUUCGUCACGACAGCAUCGAGUACUUUGGACGAAUCGGUGUAAUAUCUUCUGGAAAUCGUUACAGACCUGUCCUUGAAUACAAGGUACCAGAGCACGUGGAAAAACUAGCUGGAACCAAAAAUGGCGUCAAGAAUACCCGCCGAAAUGAACAGCACUAUACCGUUGGUGGUGUGGUUGAUGUUAGUGACUACAACAACGGAAAGAAGUACGUCUUCAAUCAACUGUCGUUGGUUUCCGAAGGUCAUUACAUUGUCAACAUUGAUGGAACCGUCGCUGUGUCUCGCCAAGGUGGGAACGCCGAUCUCCAGAUCGCAUAUGGUGAUGAAAGGUUGUCGGUGAAGGGUAACAGUGUGAUUUCAAACGCUUUCACUCACAAAACACAGGUAUCGGUUGCUUCCGCAAAGAAACCGGAGAAUAGUUUCAGUGUUUCCUUUGACACCGAGGGUGAUGCAAAACACAAUAAAGAAACUUUCGUUUUCGUUCAUGGCAGUGAUUUGAACUCGCAAACAAACCGUAUCACCUAUCAUGGAGAGGAGAAAUUCGACUAUGUGAAUAGUCGUAAAUUCGAUAUUUCGUUUGACAGAAAACUCACUUAUCCCGCACUGGGAUUGGUGGCUAAAAUGGAAGCUGGGGUGACUCCCAAGUCUUUUGAAUACGAUCUUGAGUUCAAGUACGCCAAAUUCAAUUUCGAGUCGGAAUUAUCUGCAAAUAUUGGAAAGUCAAAGCCAGGUGAUUUCGAGGCUGAAUUUGAGGCAAAGUUGCAGGGAAAUAGCAUCAAGCUUAAGACGAACCGUGCCGUUCUUGGUGAGCAUAAAAACAAGUUCGAAUCUUCGUUGGAAGUUCAUCCUGGCGGUAAAUACGAGAUCGAAGCGGUAAUUGAUCACGAUAGCAAGUCUAAUGACAUCGACACCAAAGUCGUGGCCAAGAUCAAGGUAAAUGGGAAAAAAACUGAGAUUGAUGUAGGCCUAGAAGCCAACCCGAACAAAGUGAACUGUAAUGCUGUUAUUGACUACGAAAACACCAAAUAUCUCGACUUCUUAUUGGCCCUGCAACGUGGAACGAAUCCAAACGGCCAGCUCAACCUAAAUUUUAAAAACUACUUAACAGCCAAGGGCCAAUUCAGGUACGCAAAAGAUGCCGGAGGUGAUGCAGAUAUUGAAAUCAAUGUCCCGAAGUUCAGCCGUAAGAUUGUGGGUCACGGAAAGGUCGCAAUUACCGGAAGUAGGCACGUUGCGAAUGUUGACAUCUUGUACGAUGCAUCGAAAGACCCAAAGAAACACAUCAAGGUAUCGUCGGACACUGACUUGACAUCGACGUCAUUUGACACCAAGAAUACCAUUGACAUAUUGGAAUAUAAAACUGUCGUAAAUGCUAAAGGAAACCGUCAGGGUCGUUCUGAUAAUGGACACCAGAAUUUCGAAUUUGAUGUGACCUUCCCGUGUGGUAGGAACUUUGUUGGAAAGGGUAGCAGAGAAGCAACUACCAAAAAUGAACUCUUGAAUGGCAAGAUGCAGUUUGAAUUGACUGACCACGUGACCAAGGGAGGAAAGAGCCGUGAACUCAAUUAUCACGCUGAAGUUCACGAUCUGAAUCUUGCGGCUUACACCUACGAAGCCAAGCAUGUCUUGAAGUUCAUCGAUUUCGAAAGAAAAGAUGUCAGCAUUUUGCUGGACCUUACGAAUCUAGUCAAUGCCUCUGGCAAGAAAUCUAGGGACAUCAAAUUCAACUUACUCGGUACGAGAAUACCUUCACCAUUCUCAUUGGAAGUUUCAUAUGAUUCGGCGAAGGACGAUGCUUCCGGUUCCGGAAAAAUCAAGUCCACUCUGGGUAAUAAUCUAGGCUUGGAGGUAAACGGAGCUCUUGUCCGCGGAAACAAUGUCGACAAACCAACAGCCGUGGAAUGGGUAUUUGAGAUCAAGUUACCCAGCCAGAAGCUCAGUAAUCUAAAAUUAGCAUACGCUGGUACUAUUCUGACUCCCAUCGAACCGACCGGUCGUUUUGAAUACAUUGGAAAGACGGGAUUGACUUACAACAACGAUCAAACCAUCACAUUGGAUAGUCGUUACACGAACGUUGGUAUUUUCGUCUAUGAUCACGUCUUCGAAGGAUCUGGAAAGGCAACCCUUACAGUUCUCAGUAAUGCACCAAUAACUGUUGGCUACAACUACAAACACGAUCCCACAAAGGAAUUGAAGGAAACAUCAGGUUCAUUGAACGUCAACAAUGGAAACAAACAGACUAGCAUUGCUGUUGACAGUACUUACCUGGAACGCCUGAACGUUAUUAAUCUAAACAUUAAAGUUGCGACCCCACUUGAUGCCAUACGCAACGCUGACAUCAAAUUCCAGCAUGAGGGUACAGAUAAAAUAGGAAUACAUUCCGUUCCCAGCUCCAGCAAAACAAAUAUAAUUGCGAUUGUUAAUCAAGCCAAAUAUACUCUGGAACAAGAAGUGGCAGUGCAGACGGAAAAAGUUAGUGGCUCCGUAAUUAUUACUACACCUGAGGGUGUGACGAAACACAUCGUAGUGAUAAACAAGCUUGGAGAAAAAAAAUUCUCAGGUGACUGGAAAUUCAGUACACCAAAAGGAUUCGUGAACAUCGAUGGUGAGGUUGACGUGAGCAAAAUCGAUGACUUCAGUAUUAUAUUCAACUUUGAUAGUGAUAAGGUGCAGACACGUAAGAUUCAUGGAGAAAUUGCUAAUAACAAAGUUGCCAAGGGUGGAAAGAAAAUUGUGAUAAGCAUCAGCUCCGAGGGAAAGAACAUCGUUCUUGGCAGUACUAGCUACAAGAAGCAUUCUGAAGGCGGUAAAUUAAUUGUCGAGGGUAACGGAAGCUUGAAGAUUCGUGAUAGUACCAAGAGUUCUUCGUUCAAAUACACACGUCAACAAUUGACGUCGGACAUUGAUGGAGAACUUGGUGUUACCAGUCUUUUGACCUUUAACUUUGGACCUUCCAGUAUUGUUAGUGAAUACAAACUUACCGACAAGGAAGUCUUCGUCUUGAACAGUUAUUGCGAGCAGAGUGCGGACUGUGCACAAGUCAAGUUACAGUCAAAAUCAAGCCAAACAGGAUUGAAACGCUCCAGGGAAAAUACCCUCGAAGUUGACCUCAGGAAGUUCAACGUUCCAUACGAAUUUGGCUUGAAGAGUAAUUCCGUGUUUGAUCCACAAUCUGGAUACGACGAAUCAACCAGUUUGUACCUGCAUUCUUCAAAGGGAAAGACUGAGUAUAGCUAUCAAGGUUACCUUCACUCGACAGAAUCCGGUGUUAUUCUGACUUUGCCGAAUCGCGAAGUAGCCCUUAUUGGAAUCGUGAACCUUCCCAAAAACAAGCGCUCCGGAGGAUACAAGAUAGACAUUUCAUUGUACCUGGACAGAAAGCGUAGUCCAAAGGAGAAGACCAGUCUAAUUACUACUGGUGAUGUCCAAAUCGAGAAGAGUGCUAUCAGUAUCACUGGGGAAAGCAAGCUCACGUAUCCAUCUCAGCACAAGGACUUGAGCGUGAAAGGUAAACUCCACGUGGGUGGUGCUCAUCUGCUGGAUGCCAACUUGGACAUUGACGUAUUUGCGAAGAGGAAUCAGAAGAUAAUCGUGGUAGCAAAGGUGCUCAAGACUCCGAUCAACGAUAAUACCGGCUACAAUGUGACUGGAUCAUUGUCAGUUACCAGUUCAGGACAACGACUGAAGGUUGAUGUUGAUGAGUAUCUGACUGUUUCACGCAAGGAAAUUGCUUUCGGAUCAUUCUUGGCGUACACCGAUGAACACCAAAAACCCAAGUCGACUGGCGUAGAGUUCUCUGCAAACCCACAGGGAGUUCACCUGCUCAUCAAAUCACCAGACCAAGAAUUGAUCAAAGCUAAUUCCAAGCUCGAACUGGCGAAGAAUUCACUAAAAAUUGAUACGGACAUAGCUGUAUUCAACAACGCCCCACUCAUCACCACUUUGGAAGUCAGGGAUAUGAACACCUUCAAAUACCUGGCUUAUGAGACUGACAAUCCUAAUAACAAAUUGGAGGCUGGCGGUCGCGUUGUAUUGGGACAAAUAGCUGAGGUGCACGCUGAUUCGUUCAAGGAUGGAGCUAAGAAAGAACUUUUCCGCAUACGCAUCCGUCUCGAUGAACGCAAUUAUCUGAAGCUAGACUUCUCCUUUGAGAAGAACAACGUUGCCCAAGUUAUUGACUCCUACCGUAUCCGCGUGGUCGAAGUGGCCAAAUUGGCAAAUCAAUUCGUUGAAAGUUUGGCAGAAGAGAUUGUUACCGAGGUUAAAGACUUGUUGGAACAUCUGAAGAAGGCUAGGCCUAAUCUGAAACCACUUUUGGAUUACUACGUGGCCGAGCUUAACAAGUUGAAGGACGAACUGAACAUCGAGGCCGAAGGCAUCAAGCAGAUCCAGGCUAAACUAAACGAAGUAUUCGGUGGUACUAUCAAGGUUGUUCUUGAAGUAAUCAAGAAAUCGUCCCAACGGUUUGAAGAGCUACAAAAAGUAUUCACAGAUAUUGUCGACAGACUCGGCGUAUCGUUCAAAGCGGCUCUGCCUGAAUUCCAGAAGAUUUGGCGUGCGAUCAAUGCUCUGACCAUUGAGUUAUUCGAUGACGCAGUACAGGCUUCAGCUACUAUCCUCAAGACUUUCGCAGAUAUUUUCAACGCUAAUAAACAGGAGUUCAAACAGAUUGCCAUUCUGAUCUCAGAGCUCAGCCGCGAUAUCGCAGCGAUUAUCGUUAAAACUGCAACUCAAAUUCAGAAGGAGGCACAAGACUUUUACACUCAGUUGAUCAACGAACUCAAAGCUUUACCAAUCUAUGAAUUUGGAAAGCAGAAGUACGAAGAGCUUUUGAACAUUAAGGUACACGAAGGAGUGAUUCGCGCUGUAACUGAUCUUGUUCAGUCACUUAAACAAUUCUUGCCAACCAAAGAGCUCCAAAACCUUCUCACUGGUACCUAUGAUUACAUCAUCAAGCUCGUCAAACACGAAAAGGUUGACGACGUUCAGGAAAUCAAGAAUCUGUAUGCUCUCAUCCUACACGCCAUUGAGUCCAUCGUUGAACUUGUCAAGACCCAUACUACCAAGAAUAACCUCUCCAAUGUUAUCGAAACUAAAUUACCAUUCGACCUAAGUGCUCUAUCCAAAUUACCUGGAAUCGUCACUCUGAAGCUUUCAGUUCUCACAUUGCUUCGCAAUCGAGAAUGGCCAACAUUGAACGAAGUAUUGAACACGUACAGACCAUCUAGAUAUCCGUCGGACCUGAUACCACCGUUUGGCAAGUUUGCGACAUUCGCAGAGAGCAGCUUCUUCUCGUUCGAUGGAAGCGGUCUUGCUCUUCCUGGUCGAUGCAGCUAUGUUCUGGCUCAGGAUGCCCGCGAUGGUAACUUCUCCAUCGUUGCCCAAUUACGAAAUGGAAAAUUGACUGCUGUGACGAUCGCUGAACCCACAGAGAGCAUCACCAUUCAAUCUACCGGACGUAUACUCGUCAACAACCAACCCGCCGAUUUCCCUGCCAGUACGAAGAACCUUCACGCCUCACUGCAUUAUCCAAGGAUACGUGUUGUGUCUGAGUACGGAAUAACUCUGGACUGUGAUUCAGAAUCUGGUUUGGUAUGCAGCGUACACGUGUCUGGAUUCUACCAUGGUAGACUACGUGGUUUACUUGGAAACGCAAACAACGAGCCUUGGGACGAUUACACUCUCCCAUCUGGCAAGAUUACCGAGAGUCGUAGUGAGUUUGGUAAUGCCUUUAAGCUGACGCCUGGAUGUGCGGACGUUAGUCCUGCCGAUCUUCGUGCACCACAACAUGAACCUAUCUGCACGCAAUUUUUCACUGGAUCGUCUUCGAUGAGUUCUUGCUUUGAUCACACUAACCCAAGUCAGUAUCGUCAAUACUGCGAUUUGCUUACUUCGCUCAACGGUAAUGAUGAGGCAUCGAAGAAACAGAUCGCUUGUAAAGUUGCUAAUGCCUACGUUGCGGCUUGCAAAAACAAGCUUUUCCCAGUUCGUAUUCCAUCUUCAUGUGUAUCCUGCCAGGUUGGAAAUAUGAAGGUGGAUAUUGGCGACACUUUCAGUGCGCAACAUCCGAAGAAGCAGGCCGAUGUGGUGAUCGUGGUUGAGCAGGCAACUGAAAACAUCAAAGUCUUUAACGAACUGGUACUCCCUCUUAUCAGCUCGAUCAGGACCGAACUCAGAGAUCAAGGCAUAACCGAUGUCCACGUUGGUCUGAUCGGUUUUGGCGAUCAUAUGGAAACUCCAGAGCACUACACGCUCAAAGGAAGCCGAAACAUCGACGGAGAUCAAGUGACGAACAUGAAGUUUGCGCCUAGGAUCCCGACCAUCACUUAUGAGGAAGCUAAAGCUGGUGACGGAAAGAAAAAAUUGGAUUACUUAGGACAGGCUAUUGUUAAUGAAUUGGGAACUUUCAAGUUAACCGACGCAUACCAAGAGGCUCUAAACUAUGACUUCAGGCCAGGAGCGUCAAAGACUGUCAUCGGCGUUAUCGCUACUCCUUGCACAAAGAGUCUUCUACCCGUAUCUCUGCAACAGUUGAGAUUGCUGUUUGGAUUGGUUGUUUACAACGAAAUGGGUCUGACUUACCAUGAAAUUGCCGAUAUGGAUGAUAUUCUGAUUUCUGGAAAGGCUGACAAGAGUGUUGUCGGAUUUGAUUCUGACAGUGUAUUUACCUUCGCUGAUAGCAAGAAGAGGCCCAUCGAAGGAAGCACAGAAUUGAAGAACAAUAUGGUACUCGCCAGUCGCGACGUAUGUGCGCAAUUCGCUGCUGACUCUGGUGGCGGUGCUUACAGCGCGCACAAUUUCCUAGAGGCGAAGGAUAAUAAGAAAAAACAAUUCAAACAAGUUGUCGCAAGGAGGAUCGUGAGCAGUUUGGUUGACACGGAAAUUCGGGAGGAUUGUGCCUGCAAGCAGGGAUACGGUGGAUCUGCUAAAGUGGAAUGCAAGAUCGUUUCGCGGAAGGAAAAAGAGCCCAUUACGAGGCGCACAAAGACAGAUCGCAAGGGUUAAGAAGCAUGAAAAAAUCUGGCCGUCUGAUAACAUCAAUUAAUUAGGGAUGUCGUAUUUGUUACUUUGUUUUGAUAUUUCAGUAAUAAUACUUUGAAUUUAGGCUACAUAUUUCAUAUAUUUGUAAUAUUGUGUAACUCAGUCAUACCAGGGAAUAAUUAUUAUUUUUCAACAAUGUGUGUUUGAAAUAUAGUUAAUUUUAUUGGAAACACCAGAGGUAGAAUUUUACGUAACGAAGUUUCUAAACGUCACGAAUGCACAAAUAGAUGUAACUCACUUGACUGUAUAAUGUAAUAAAGAUUUAUAGAUUUAUAUUCAA